Brassicogethes aeneus is the source of this 824-nucleotide messenger RNA. The record is from the annotation of a GenBank genome assembly. NCBI's taxonomy places the organism in Eukaryota, Metazoa, Arthropoda, Insecta, Coleoptera, Nitidulidae.
AAUUUUCAAAAAUGGUAGUUGGUGCCUUUCCAGCAGCCAAACUAGGGGCCUUAUUGUUGAAACAAAUCAGUAAACCGAUUGCCAAUGUCGUCAAAUCGCAGGCAAAGCAGCAUCCCUUUUUCAGAAAGUAUAUCUGCAUGCCACCAGCCCAGUUGUACAACUGGUGCGAGGUGCGCGCGAAGAUGUGGAUGUUGAAUUUGGGGAAACCAGUCAAUAUUCCAGUAUUAAACGAAGCCAUGGCCAUCGAACUGGGUGCCAAUCUUCUGGGCGAAGGAAUUAUAUUUAUUAUUGCUGCUGGGAUACUUUUAUCUGAAUAUAAUAGGUCAUCACGGAAAGAAGAGCAAAAAGAAGCAGCAAAGAAAGCAGAAAUGACAGCUUUAACUGAUGCUAUUAGGGAUUUGUUUAUACAAUCUGAAGAGCAGGGAGCCUAUAUUAGAGAAUUAACUAGAAAAAUGGGUGAAAUUGAAACAAAUGUGUACUCUGGUAAAAAUCAACCAAUACCUUCUUCUUUACCAGCAAGUAGGGUACCUUUGAAUAGUGACCCCAUUUACCCCCAGGAAACAGUGCAAAUAGAGGAAGUUUCUUGUAGCGAAGACUCACAAUUGCCCAAAAAUGCUGGAUUAAUUUUAAAUGCUGUAAAUAAUAUUGAACAUGAAUUCUGGAAUAACCCAAAACAAGAAAGAACACCUGGUAUUUUGACAAUGGGUUUAUCUCAUAUACACAAAAAUGUUCUUAGGAUUCAAGUUUAGCUUCAUUUUUUUGAAUUGUGAAUGUAGAUAUCCUGUAAUUAUACCUAAGAUUAUUUAUUUAAUUUUAUUAGGACC